AUGUUCGAAAUGAUCUUGUCGUCAAUUGGGAUUGCUAUCGCUGGGGUAGUUCUUUAUGCUAAUCUACCAACUAAAUUAAUUAUUGGAUCAUCAACUCCAGCUAUUAAUUAUUUAAGAGGAGCAAAAUUGAUUAAAAUUAAUAGUGAAAAGGAUGUAUUAACUGCUCCUACAAUUGAGGCAAGUUCAAUAAUAGAUAAUGAAAAUGUUUUAAUAAUGGCUGUCAGAAGACCUGGUUGUGCUUUAUGUAGAAAGGAGGCACAAAAUUUGGUUUCUUUAAAACCUGAACUUGAAAAAAAAUCUAUGAAACUUAUUGGUGUUGUUCAUGAAUAUAAAGGUGUUGAUGAAUUUAAAAAAUUUUUUGAUGGUGAUAUUUAUUAUGAUAAAGAAAAAAAAUUUUAUGGACCUGUAGAGAGAUGGAUGCCUGUAUGGAUAGGAUUUUUGAGACCAAAAUUAUGGUUAAGUUAUAUGAAAGCUAAAGAUUCAGGAGUUGAGGGAAAUCUUGAGGGUGAAGGUCGUUUACUUGGAGGUGUUUAUAUGAUAUCUAAAGGUAAAAUGAUAUAUAGUCAUCUUGAAAAAGAAUGGGGAGAUUGGGCUAAUACAACAGAAAUAUUAGAUUUAUAUGAAAUAAAAAUAAUUAAUGGUAAUCUAAAAAUGGAAUCUACAACAAUUUCCUUUUCUACAAUAGUUGUGGGUUUAUUAAUGGUCACAACUAUAUUAAUAUGUAGUUGUUGUUAUUGUACGGAUAUAUGGUCAACAAAAAAAGAAAACAAAAAUAAUGUUAAUAAUCAUAAUAAUAAUUUAGAAAAAAAAGAUAAAAACACUAAAUUAGAAGAUAUUGAAAAUUGUCAAAAAAAAAAUAUUGCUCUUUUGGAGGGUCAUGGUUGUUGUAAACAUUUAAAUCCCGUUAUUUUUCAAAAUUCAUUUACUUCAUUAAAUGGACAUAAUAAUAGUAAUGGUGGUACACAAAAUUACAAACAUAAUUAUACUAAAAUUAAUGAUUGUAUUGAUGAUAGUAGAAAUAUAUGGAAACGUAGUCAGGAAGAGGCUGGUAAAUGCAACACAGCAUCAACAUGUCAUUCUAAUUGUUCUAGAAAUUCUCAUACUAUAUCCUCAUCAAUUGUAACAACACCAAAUACUAAUCACCCACAUUCAAGAAGUCCAUCACCAACAAAUAUCUCACAAAAAAAUAUUUUACCAGCUGUAAUUUUACCAAUUUCCUGUCUUAUGCAAAAUCAUCCAUCUCAAAAUUGUCAUGGUAUGGAUUCCAUCUAUAACACAAGAGAUUAUAUACAAUUAGUUAAACUAAAAACAGAUACAGAUAUCGGUGUAUCAGCAGUAUAA
Messenger RNA from Strongyloides ratti, 1341 nucleotides. Its product is annotated as Redox-regulatory protein FAM213A. Bases 1 to 1341 code for a protein of 446 amino acids. Lineage: Eukaryota; Metazoa; Nematoda; Chromadorea; Rhabditida; Strongyloididae. The record is from RefSeq and is a predicted model, not a curated record. The transcript is spliced from 3 exons.